This is a messenger RNA of Diuraphis noxia (Russian wheat aphid), 2658 nucleotides long. RefSeq lists its product as uncharacterized. The record is from RefSeq and is a predicted model, not a curated record. NCBI's taxonomy places the organism in Eukaryota, Metazoa, Arthropoda, Insecta, Hemiptera, Aphididae.
AUGAAUAGUCGAACUGAAUGUUCGCCGAGAAUCAUAAAAAGGAUAAAUAACAAAGAAAAAACAGAUGAAGCAUUAAAAUAUGGAUUUUACCGACAAAUUAACCAUCUAUCUAUUAUAAGGCUAGAUAAUGAAACAGAUAAAAUGAAUUAUUCUUCUUGGUUAACUCGAUUAGAUAAUGAAUUAAACCUAACUGAUUUAAAGAUGCAUCUUAUAAAAAUCUUAUUUGUGUCAUUGAGAAGUGAUAGAUCUUUUCAAAUGUUUUUAAAACCUCCACCUGAUGAUCUUAAAGAUUUAGAGUUGAGGUCUGAUUACACGAUGGAUAUGAUUAAAUACUUACAAGGCAAUAAUAUAGCUGAUGAAUCAUUAACUAACGAGGAGAAAAAACAAGAGAUUAAACACAAACGUUCUGCAGCUGUAGCUACAAAUAUGCGUUCUUAUUCAACAAUUAAAACCUCACCAUACUUCGUACAAUCGUUCUAUGUAAGGUCAGAUUGGCCAAUUUAUACAUGGUAUAAUCCAACGUCUAUUCAAUUGCCAAGUAGCUUUGAUCAUAACCAAUGGGAGAUAUUCCUAAACCGUUUUAACAUUGUCACCGAGUAUGUUAUAUAUGUAUUCCCUGGUAAUAAGAUAUUAAACCCAAAAAUGUAUUCUGCUGCACUAAUUCUGGAGCCAAAAUUUAUUUAUAAAAUGACGGGUGUAACAUUAGUUGAUUAUUCCAAUCUUAAUUUUAAAAAAGACGAUACGCUACCAUUUACUUGCAAAUUAAAACAAAGAAAGCKRGUCUCAAAAAACAGCUGUAAAGUUAAAGAAUGUGUAACACCGUGUAAAAAACCAAUGAUGACUAUUAAAUGCAGUAAAUCACAGUUGCCAAGUUCAACAAUAGUAUUACAAAAUACGAAAUCAAUAAUUAGUCAGACUAAAACCUCUAUAACUAAUAUUUUAACAUCGGAUAAAAACACAAAUACAUUUAACACUGAAAACGAUUCCAAAUUUAGUAAUCUGAACAUGACAUAUCAGGAAUGUAAGUCGAACUCAAAAUGUCUGAAAAGAAGUGUAAAGAAAACUAAGUCAGUUGAAAGCUGCAAAUUUCCUAAGGAAGCCGACUUGAACAUUAACGAUAAUAACGAAUCUAAAGAACGGAAAAAUUUUUCAACGGUAUUAAACGCAGGCAGAUCAUCUUUCAACGACAGUUCGAAUUGCGAUUGGACCAUGUCCACUGUAGAGAUAUCACYGAGAGAACCCAAUCAGGCCUGCAACAGCACACCACCGGUCGCAAAGGUGACAAACUGUAACGCCAACUGCAAGUUAAUCUCGUUGGAUCAAGUUGCGAGUGUCGAACAGGAAUAUCAAGGUGCACGACAAAUCAGUGAUGUGCAGCAGAUGGUGGCCAUGCCCACGUUCCAGAGCACGAGAACCACAGAAAGUGGACCAGAACCCCCGCAAGAACAUAGGCGSUCUCUUGGCAAUCGCGACGAUAAGAACUCGGAAUGGACAGGGAACGGCGGAUGUGCGGACACAGUCUUCAGCAGUGAUCAGCGUCAAACGUCUUCGGGGAAGAGAAUGAGCGCCACCGAGCCAAACGAUAGGUAUGGUGCAAGUGCACGAAGUUUGACAUCCGAUGACGGACGGUUUGUAGAACAGUCCUGCGCUACCAAAGACCAAAACCACUCGUGUCCAGCAGCAUUUAUGGAACAUCAGCCGUUGACGCCAAAGCGGCCAGACACUUUGGGAAUGUCGAGUUCAGAUAAGAGAACCAGCCAGUUGCAACAACAGCAACAACAGCACCAGUCUGCGAGGACCAACAGAGAUAACAGAUCCAAUACAGCCACAGUCGUCGCCACCGCCUGGGAUCCCGACGUGGGUAGCUAUACAGCGUUUUCGGAUAGGCACAUGGCAGAGGACCGGUCACGAUUUCUGACGUCCGAGAGAACGAUCGAUGACCACCCCGUGGCAGUUUUGCACUCGCGGUCAUCUUCGCCGUUGUCACAGCUGCUACCAGCCAACGAUUUUCACGCUGCAGCAGCCGCAGCCGCCGCCAACAACGAAAACGAUUUGUCGGACGACAGCUUCGGCGCGGCAAGCGAUUGGUCCGCUGAACAGAGGAUCAAUCGAUGUCAAUCAUGCACCACUAACCGAUUCCGCAACGACAACAAUUAUAACAGCGCGGAAUCGCUGUCUACGUUAACUUCGUCGGACAGUUCAAUCGAAAUGCGGCUCGCGGCACGUAGUCAGCCUYUAGGCCGCAAUGUGAAUUACGCGCGUCGAACGGACAACCUGUCGAUAAGCAAUAACGAUCGAUACCCGUUCGACGACAGCGUGUCGGCUAACAUCAGUGACGACGUUAGCCUGCCGGACCGCGACCAAGCGGUCGACGACAUCUGGCCGCCCGCUUACGAUCUUGUCGAGAAUGUGAGCAUGCCGGGCUCUUUGGUCAUCGGGCCUUGGUCGUUGUCGAUGAGCGAUUCGAGAAGCGACCAAGUUCAAGAAUUCGGUGACGCUAGUGGCCCAGAUCCAUACGACACAUCCUGUUUGGAGGGCGGGAACGCAUCUGGCCUGGAUGACUAUGACGAUCGACCGAUUUCACACAACAGUUUUAGUGGAUCUGAAACGGACGAUAACGGUGCGGUCGCGGCUCCACAGCGCCAUAGAAAUUAUUGA